Molecule: messenger RNA, 1416 nt
Organism: Trichoderma gamsii
Lineage: Eukaryota; Fungi; Ascomycota; Sordariomycetes; Hypocreales; Hypocreaceae
Exons: 1
Coding region: 1-1416 (471 amino acids)
Source: RefSeq, a predicted model, not a curated record
AUGUCAAAGGUCACUAAAUCUCGCGAAACAAGCGGAAUAAACCGCGACGACAUGUGGUUCAGCUGGGAGGCUGUACUGGCUUGUGUCUUACUUGCAGCAUUAGCAAGCUACCAACUCAACAGAACACUUUCAUCUCAACCUCUGCCUCUUCAAUCUACCAACAAUAAAGAGACAUCAAGUGGCUUCAGAAGAUUAUCGAACGCGCAUGUGGUAACUAGACCAAACCCAGAAGUCGUCGGUUCGAAUCAAGAUGAAACGGCACACUCAUCUGCUCAGCUUCUUCGAACUGCGUCUCGGUCUUGGACAGUCUCUCCAGAGCAUGCCAAGGAUGUGCACACAAACAAGCCAAUAGGCCCCGAAUCAAGAAAAAUUCUGCACGACUCCUUCACCGAUGUUGAUCAAAAUCCUGAAAGUAAAGUGGUUCCCUACGGCAGUGGUCUGAUCGAAGGCAUUAUCCGCGCCUUUCAGCAAGAUCUACAUCUUGUACUUCGUCCUGAUGAUAUAUGGCUGGCUAUUACGACUCAGCUCAGCUUCUAUAUUAAUGCCCACGCUGAGGAGCUGAGACACCUUUUUGUCACGCAUGAAGGCCAGAAAAAACUAAUAGUCGACCUAACGCCACAGACCAUGGAAAAUUUGGAUGUGGCGUACGCUGCGGUUUUAUUCUCUCAAUUAAUACAGAAAAAUGUGAUCGAUCCAGAGCUUGCAAGUUGGAUGCUCCCGAAUUUUAGUACCAGUACUAUCAACGACGUCAGUGUGGCCGCAAUGGUUAUGAUGGCAACUACAAAAGCAUAUUUCGAAUACAUUGUUUUAAUGGGCUGUGGCUUUCCAAGCGUUACUCUCCUUGGAGAGAGAGAAGAUUGGGUGAGUCUCCUCGAGAGAUUACCCAAGCUUGCUGAAUUUGGCGAUGAACCUGAGGAAUGGAGCAAACUACUCAUCAAAGUGGUCGAAAAAAUGAUUGAGACGUAUGAUUAUCCAGAUGAUCAGACUACCAAAGACUUCUGGAUGAAGGCAGUGCACCAAACCGGUGCAGAGGCUUCUGGAAGGGGUUUGAAGUCCUUGUCGGGAUGGAUCACCGCUUUCUGCUUUUGGGAUAGCGAAGGCACAAAAGUCGAUCGGUACACAGACGAGAAGCUACCGAUGUUCCUGUUUGAUGGUGAAAACCCUGAAGAUAGGAAGAGAUUGGUCAUUGAUGAUGUUGUUUUUCCCAUCAUUCGAGCUGGUUCGGUACCAAAAGCUGUGGUCGAGGUACCGAUCAAAGUUAUUGAUACAUCGACAUUGACUGAAUACGACACCACUGUAAUAGCCGGUUCGAUAGGCAUGACAGCAACCACAAGCGAAGACAAGGCAGUAUAUGACACUUUUCAGCCACGAUCAGGUUGGUGGAUGUUACUAGAUAAAACGACACCGAAGCUUUAA